GCCUUAGCUACACCUGUGAAGGGAGUUGUUCCAUCGCCCAAGGUUUAUGUCAGAAUGUCUUCACUUCCUUUCCUCACGGAGCUCCAUGCCUCCACCUUUACCCAAGCACAACAAUAUGUCGUUUUCUUCAUUGCGCUCAUUGGAGCAGCGAUAGUAUACUCAAGCUUAAAUAAACGAAAGCAUCCCCCAGUUAUCAACCCACCAAAGCUAUUCGACUUCACAGGCGGGUCAAAUAAAGUCGACUUUCUCCAACGAAGCUAUGAGAUAAUAAACGACACUUCGAGGACAAACAAUGACAGGCCUUAUACCGUCAUCGCUGAUGUGGGAACUGUGAUUGUACUACCUCCGAAAUUUGCAGAGGAGAUAAAGAACCAUCCCCAGCUAGACUUUAUGAAGAACGUAGAACAGGAAUUUCACGGUUCCCUUCCUGGCUUCGAAGUUUUCAAUAAGGGCCUAGUGAGCGAUGUUCUCAUUCAAGUAGCGAAGAAGCAACUCACCAAGAGUUUGAAUAAAAUCACCGCUCCUCUCAGCAAGGAGGCAGCCUAUGCUUUAUAUAGAGUCUUGGGAGACCCCUCCGAAUGGAAAGAAGUUGGCCUUCAGGGUAUGACUCUUUCUCUUGUUGCCCAACUAUCCUCGCGCGUGUUCCUAGGGGAAAAGCUUUGCCGUAAUCCCGAGUGGCUAGACGUUACCUCACAAUACCCGCCGACCGCCUUUAACGCUGCCCAACAGUUGCGCUUAUAUCCUAAGCCACUGCAGCCUCUUGUGAACUGGUUUUUACCAGAAUGUCGGCUUCUGCGUCGUCAACAGGCUCGGGCACGCUCUAUGAUCGUACCCGUCAUUGAAGAACGCAAGGCGGAGAAGCGCAGAGCCAUAGAAGCUGGACAGCCGGUUCCAGUUUAUGACGAUGCGAUUGACUGGGCCGAAGAGGAGGCGAAACGUUUCACAUACGAGCCAGCCCACUUUCAAUUAGCUAUGUCGAACGCUGCUAUUCAUACCACAAGUGAUCUGCUCUCGCAAACACUCCUAGAGAUCCUAGCUCACCCGGAGCUUAUUCAGCCCUUGAGAAAUGAGAUCACAGAGGUUCUUCGCAUACACGGAUGGACUAAAGUAGGGCUAUACAACCUGAAGCUCAUGGAUAGUAUCAUGAAAGAGACACAGCGCAUGAAGCCAAUCCAAAUGGUCACAAUGCAGCGCGUCGCAGUAGCUGAUGUUCAUCUAUCUGACGGGUCCAUCAUACCAAAAGGUGCGAAAUGCGCUGUUGCUAACACUUCACGGCUUGAUGAUGGUAUAUACAAGGAGCCUAAGGAGUUCGACGGCUACCGUUUUCUCAACAUGCGCAACGAUGCUGGAAACGAACACUCUGCGCAGUUGGUAACCACAAGUCCCGACUCUCUUGGCUUUGGACAUGGUACUCAUUCCUGUCCUGGGCGCUUUUUUGCUGCAAAUGAGCUUAAAGUUGCGAUAUGCCAUCUGAUCUUGAAGUAUGACUUGGAAUUGAGUGCUGGUACCUCGCCUGAGCCAUUCUGGUACGGCUGGAAUCUAAAUGCCAACCUGGGCGCAAAGAUUCGAGUGCGCAGACGAAAAGAAGAAAUCGAUAUCGAUGGCCUAUGAGACUUGUCAUAGUGCUGUGCUUAUUGCGUUGACCAGGUCGCUGCCAGCGUUGGACGAGCAUACUUUGUAGGUUAGGGACAUAUGGUUUCAGUGGAUUAAAUGGCAAGCCAAUGUAGGUUAAAUUAUAAUAUUUGGUUAGUCAUCUAGGCUUUACUCUUAUUUUGCC
This is a messenger RNA of Xylaria bambusicola, 1777 nucleotides long. RefSeq names its product cytochrome P450. The transcript is spliced from 5 exons. The record is from RefSeq and is a predicted model, not a curated record. Bases 55 to 1611 code for a protein of 518 amino acids. Gene Ontology annotation, molecular function: monooxygenase activity; oxidoreductase activity, acting on paired donors, with incorporation or reduction of molecular oxygen; iron ion binding. NCBI's taxonomy places the organism in Eukaryota, Fungi, Ascomycota, Sordariomycetes, Xylariales, Xylariaceae.